GCCUUCCCAUUGCCGGGCUCGGAGGCCACGCCUCCCCCCGAGGCCGCUGGUGGGCGGGGCCCCAGCCCUUCUCGCAGGCAUUCCGAAAGGGGCCCGCGGUGCGUGGAGCGCGAGGCUGAGCGGCUCGUCUUUCCCCAGGUGUGUGUUAAAGUGAGAGAAUAAUAGCUAUGGGGCUCACAAUGUCAUGGUGUCUUCUACUUCUUGGUGCUCUGCUGCCUUCCUCUUCUGCCUAUACGGAUUUCUUCACUUCAAUCGGACACAUGACUGACUUGAUUAAUACUGAAAAAGACCUGGUGACUUCACUGAAAGACUACAUCAAGGCAGAAGAGAGCAAGCUGGAACAGAUUAAGAAGUGGGCAGAAAAGUUGGAUAAGCUGACGGACACGGCAACAAAGGAUCCUGAGGGAUUCUUGGGACAUCCUGUGAAUGCAUUCAAGUUAAUGAAGAGACUCAAUACGGAGUGGAAUGAACUGGAAAAUCUAGUGCUAAAGGAUAUGUCUGAUGGGUUUAUUUCCAACAUGACUAUCCAGCGCCAAUAUUUUCCGAAUGAUGAAGAUCAAACGGGUGCUGCCAAAGCUCUCUUACGGCUCCAGGAUACAUAUAAUUUAGAUACAGACACCCUCUCUAGGGGAAAUCUUCCAGGAGUGAAGCACAAGACUUUCCUGACAGCUGACGAUUGCUUUGAGUUAGGAAAAAUUGCAUAUACCGAAGCGGAUUACUACCACACUGAGCUGUGGAUGGAGCAAGCUCUGAAACAGCUUGAUGAUGGAGAGGUUUCGUCUUCUAUCGACAAAGUUUCUGUUCUAGACUACUUGAGUUAUGCUGUUUACCAACAAGGGGAUCUAGACAAAGCAAUGAUGCUUACGAAGCGGCUACUUGAGUUGGACCCAGAGCAUCAGCGAGCAAAUGGCAAUUUGAAGUACUUUGAGUAUAUAAUGUCUAAAGAAAAAGAAAAAGAAGCAAACAAAUCUCUUUCUGAGACAGAUGAAAAGACUGGAAAAGAAAGUAAAAGUAGAAAGGGGCCAUCAAAAGAUUACCUGCCGGAGAGACAGAAAUAUGAGAUGUUGUGCCGUGGGGAAGGUCUCAAAAUGACUCCUAGAAGACAAAAGAAACUGUUUUGCCGUUAUUAUGAUGGAAAUAGGAACCCCAGGUAUAUACUCAGACCUGUCAAACAAGAGGAUGAAUGGGACCGGCCGCGGAUUGUCCGCUUCGUGGACAUCAUUUCUGAUGAAGAAAUCGAAACUGUCAAAGAGCUGGCAAAACCAAGGCUGAGCCGAGCUACUGUGCAUGACCCUCAGACUGGGAAACUGACCACAGCACAUUACAGAGUCUCAAAGAGUGCCUGGCUGUCUGGAUACGAGAAUCCCAUAGUGGCGCGUAUUAAUGCAAGAAUACAGGAUCUAACAGGACUGGACGUUUCCACGGCAGAAGAGCUCCAGGUAGCCAACUACGGCGUAGGAGGCCAGUAUGAGCCUCAUUUUGAUUUUGGAAGGAAAGAUGAACCAGAUGCCUUUAAAGAACUGGGUACGGGCAACAGAAUUGCUACGUGGCUAUUCUAUAUGAGUGAUGUGUCAGCAGGGGGAGCAACUGUAUUUCCAGAAGUAGGAGCUAGCGUUUGGCCUAGAAAGGGUACAGCUGUUUUUUGGUACAAUCUUUUUCCAAGUGGAGAAGGGGACUAUAGCACAAGGCAUGCUGCCUGUCCAGUACUGGUUGGGAACAAAUGGGUAUCCAACAAAUGGAUCCAUGAACGUGGGCAAGAAUUUCGAAGGCCAUGUACAUUAUCAGAGUUUGACUGAUACGGAACUUCCUCCUGUCUCUUUUUUGGGCAAAUUACAUUUCCCUUCCACGUUGCCUUGAUUAAUACUGAUAGUUUACACUAACACUCCAUUACAACCUUUGUCUCCAGUGCCAACCAGUUCUUCAUCUAUGGACAAAUACCUUCUUCUCCUCUCUACGGACAAAUGCCUUUGCUAAUAUACCCGUUAAAAUUUUUUAUAGAGAGAAUAUAUUUCAUUUUUAAUGUCUAUGAGUUGUCAUGGCCAAAAGUAACUUGUGUAGACACACACUAUACUUUUUCUGGGGGUAAAAAUGAAUAUGGACAAUCUCUCCUCUGCCAAGGAUUUUGUUCGUUUGGAAGGUACUUUGCACCUAUGUUUGUUCCUUGUUUUCAGAGUGCCUGAAUACAGUUAUACCGCUGUGACUAUGGAUUUGCAAGCCACAUCUUUUUGAUAUCAGUGGCAAAAGUCAUCAUUAAUAGAUUAUUGAUUUUGCUCAUGGGCUUUAAGGUCAAGCUGCCUGCUCCUGGAUUGCUACUGCCACGAAAUAUCGGGUGCAGAUAAUCUUCCUUUCUUCCACCCUUCUCUUUUUCUAGCAAUUUUUUGCAAAUGGAACUGUCUGAUAAUCUUGAGCCAGUAGUUGCGCACAUAUAAUUGACUUCAACAGUCUUGUGGCAUUUUUAAAAAUAAUGUGCCACAUGCAUGAUAAUACAGGGUGAGGCAGCAUAACUUCCUUUUUUAGUUGGUUGAAGAUGUAGCGGAGCACUAGAGGUCUUGUUCGAGAGACGGGAGUAUAAAGUUUUGUCCUGACACAGUUCAGUCGCCAUCAUGGGUUGGAACAGUGAACAGUGCUUUUGCCGUUGAGGCCUACUUUUCGAGCGGAUUUGGAGUGGCCGGCCCCGCUCUCCAGAUUUGGCCCCUUGUGAUUUUUUUUCUAUGGGGUUUUUUUAAAUUCUAUGUUUAUGUGAAGCGUCCAAGGACCCUACAACAUUUGGAGACCAACAUCCAGGAAGAAAUUGCCAACAUAAUGCCUGCUAUGCUGGCAAGAGUCAUGACAAACGCCAGAAAUCGGUUUACUCAGUGUAUGGAGAAUGGGGGAAGUCGCCUACCUAAUUUGAUCUUCAAAACUAUGUAAAACAAAACUUUAGGUAUGCGCCUACAUUAUAUAUUUUUUUUCUGAUUCAUACAAUGGGUUUUAUUAAGUUUUGAAAAAAGGAAGUUAUGCUGCUUCACUCUGUAGCUUGGAAAAGGGGAAAAGAUCUUGUUUUCCAGUUACGAAUCAUGUUUUAACCCAAUUGUGAUUCAACUUUGACAAUUCAGUAAUGAUUGUUGUUUUCAUUGUAAUAUAAUAAGUCUCAUCCCCAUGAAUCCAGGAAGGCAAGAAUGUAAUUGUCAUAAUCAUGGCAUUGUGCCUUAGACUGAGAACCUCAGUUUGUAUGAAACAGUUGGUUUGAAGAGAAAAUGCACAAUUUCAUUCCCAAAAUGCCAAAACUUUGUUUUUCAACUGAAGUGUUUUCUGACAAAGGUGAUAUAUUUAUAAUACUAAAUCUUUUCAAAACUUUA
Molecule: messenger RNA, 3338 nt
Organism: Anolis sagrei ordinatus
Lineage: Eukaryota; Metazoa; Chordata; Lepidosauria; Squamata; Anolidae
Gene: P4HA1
Product: prolyl 4-hydroxylase subunit alpha 1
Biological process (GO): peptidyl-proline hydroxylation to 4-hydroxy-L-proline
Cellular component (GO): endoplasmic reticulum
Molecular function (GO): protein binding; iron ion binding; L-ascorbic acid binding
Source: RefSeq, a predicted model, not a curated record